Hirundo rustica (Barn swallow) is the source of this 9126-nucleotide messenger RNA. It is a transcript of the gene CLVS2, whose product is annotated as clavesin 2. Gene Ontology annotation, molecular function: phosphatidylinositol bisphosphate binding. The transcript has 5 exons. The coding region runs from base 86 to 1069 and encodes 327 amino acids. The record is from RefSeq and is a predicted model, not a curated record. Lineage: Eukaryota; Metazoa; Chordata; Aves; Passeriformes; Hirundinidae. Gene Ontology annotation, cellular component: membrane.
GGGGCAACCCGCCUCCGGCGGGCAAGCGGCCGGGAGGCUGAGGAGCGCAGGCAGCAGAGCCGGGGAGGAGGAGGAGGGCAGCGCCAUGACUCAUUUGCAGGCAGGUCUCUCCCCGGAGACUCUGGAGAAAGCCCGGCUGGAGCUGAACGAGAACCCCGACACCUUGCACCAGGACAUCCAGGAGGUGCGGGACAUGGUCAUCACCCGGCCGGACAUCGGCUUCCUCCGCACCGACGAUGCCUUCAUCCUGCGGUUUCUGCGGGCCAGGAAGUUUCAGCACUUCGAAGCGUUUCGCCUCCUGGCCCAAUACUUUGAAUAUCGCCAGCAGAACCUGGACAUGUUUAAGAGCUUCAAGGCCACAGACCCGGGCAUCAAGCAAGCGCUGAAGGAUGGUUUCCCCGGCGGGCUGGCCAACCUGGACCACUACGGCAGGAAGAUCCUCGUCCUUUUUGCUGCCAACUGGGACCAGAGCAGGUACACGCUGGUGGAUAUUUUGCGUGCCAUACUUCUUUCUUUAGAAGCCAUGAUAGAAGACCCCGAGCUGCAAGUGAAUGGAUUUGUUUUGAUUAUAGACUGGAGCAACUUCACCUUCAAGCAGGCCUCCAAGCUCACACCAAGCAUGCUUAGAUUAGCCAUAGAGGGCCUUCAGGACAGUUUUCCAGCUCGGUUUGGAGGAAUACAUUUUGUCAAUCAGCCAUGGUAUAUCCAUGCCCUCUACACAGUUAUCCGGCCCUUUCUAAAGGAGAAGACACGAAAAAGGAUAUUCCUGCAUGGUAACAACCUCAACAGCCUGCAUCAGCUCAUACACCCCGAGAUCCUGCCUUCAGAGUUCGGAGGAAUGCUGCCCCCCUAUGACAUGGGGACAUGGGCAAGAACACUACUUGACCAUGAAUACGAUGAUGACAGUGAAUGCAAUGUGGACUCCUACAACACUCCUGCAAAGGAUAUAGAAAAGGACCUCUCUCCCAAAUCCAUGAAAAGGUCUCAGUCAGUUGUGGAUCCUGGGGUGCUGAAGCGCAUGGAUAAGAAUGAGGAAGAAAACAUGCAGCCUUUGCUUUCACUUGACUAACAGUUUUUGAGCAUUGGACGUGAACUGAGGUGAAAGGCACUGCCUCUCAGCAGCAAGCAAAUCAUUGGGAAGUGUGUAACAGCUGGAAUCCUAUUUACUCAUGUUAAUGUAGCAUAUUGGCAACAGGUGUUACUAUUCUGCCUGAAUUCUGGAUGCCCUUUGGUGAAAAAGAAGUAGAGAAAAAAAAAGAAAAUGAAGUAAAAAAGAAAAGGAAUCAGUAAUUUAAUCUGUAAGUGCCAACUUGUUUGUAAAUACAAUAUAAUUCUCCAAUUUUACUUUGUAAGUUAUGGUAAACAAGUGCUAUAGAAAUGAGUGACUAUUAAAUAUGUCAGUGAAGUGCACCAUAAAAAAGAGAAGAAAACGUGUGUGUUCUCACAUGCACACAUGCACAGAGAGAAACAUAAUGGACAAAGAAAGAUAUCAAAGCCAAUUAAAUGUCCUUCCCAUGGGAAGCCAACUAGCACAUUGACUACUGGAUUUUUCUGCAAUGCUCACAUAGUGUGCUAAGAUAAAGAGGGAAUAUAAGUACUUGGGAGAUGCUAUAAUCAGUGGAAAGCUUCCUAACUGUAGGAAUUGGUUUCUCAAAUAAUACUGGGGCUUAGGAUUGUGAUUUAGCAUAAACCAUGUGCGUUUUGAGGAAGAUCACAGGUGAACUGGAACCAAAUCUUUGGAUAGCUUUGUUGUUUAGCUGUAUGGGUCUCUGAGGUUUCUUCCCUAACUUUUGAUUUACACAAGUAACCGGGCUUGGUACUGUAAUCUGGGUGUUGUAAUGUGGGACACAUUGUAAUUACUUCUCUUGCAUUUUGGGUGCACAUCAAGAAUUUUUCCAGAACACUCUUCUCCCUUGGAGUGAGACAUUAGUCAUCUAAAUGCAGUGUAAUAACCAGUAUCUAAAAGCAAAGCCUGGCAGCAGAGGUUAAUCAAUGAAUCCUGUGCACUGGGAGACUGGAUGCAUAUAUAUAUUUUUAUCAAUCUCUGACAAGCAUACAAGGUGACAUUGUUAGAUAAAUAUAUUUCAUUGAAGGUUUAUACAAGAAAUCAUACCUAUUCAAUGUACUUAGAUAUAUUAUAGAUUGUUUAUUGAGACACUGUCAUUAUUAAUAAAGUAAAACUUUCCAUAGAUCAACAGCAUCCCACUCCAAGCAAGGAUUAUUAUGAAUAAGUUUUAGUCAAACAUCUCAGCCUAUAGUUUAGGACACUUUCGUUUUGGUUGUAGUGUAACUGUAUAUACUGAAUGUGUGCCAUAAUAGAGAAAUACCUUUUACCUCAAAAGGGCAAAGGGUUUCAGUAGGGAUUGAGUAAAUCAGCUGAAACAUAGGGGCUGUUUCAUCUCUGUGUUCUGGCUGAUGUCUGUGCAGCCGGUUGUAUGCUGAGGUGAGAAUGUAAUUUCUUAUUAGGACUUAAAUCAAUAGUCAGAGUGGGAAGACACACAGGGUGCCCAGCAAGACAUCUACAUAAUUAGAGAUAUUUUAAGAGCAUGUUCAGGCAGUGCAGGGAUUAGUUAAGAAAACACUGACCACAGUGACAGCUCAUGGCAACCCUGCCUCCCAAGUACUAGAGAUUAAACCAUUUUCUCCAUCACUCCAGUGAUCAGUGAAGUUCCAAAGUUACUGGUUGUAGGUCAUCUUUUCUCAUCCAGGAUGAUUACAGCUGUAAGAUUUGGUAGGCUGAGGUGAGUUAAGAGCAGAAAGUGAAAACUUGAAAGUCUGUCGUCUCGAGUUUAGCUGUAACUCCUGUGGUGGCAGCUUCAGCAUUUCUCAGGGCUGAGACGACCCUGACUCAUCAUCCUUGAUUAGCCCAGGAAACACACAGAUGAAGCUUUCCUACUUCCCAGGCCGUUAGCAGCACUGAUAAAUAGGGUAUGCCCUAAUACGCCAUCACCUUGCAGGAACAUGUCUGAACAACUCAGUGCCUUUCUGCUUUCCUAAUUCUGUUUUCAUAGGAUGUGUUAGGAAAUGCAGAGAGGAAAGAUAGGAAGCCUGAACUUCUUAACAGUCUGUCCUACGAGUUGUCAGUAGUAGAAACUGUCCUAAUACUACUUCUGUGGUUUGAGAGACUUGAAGAAAUGAUCAGUUCUUAUAUACUAUUUUAUUCAGUUCUAUUUUUCACAUUCCUUGUAAAAUCAUGUUGUACAAGUGAGAUGUGUCUCCAGUAUUCGCAUAAGUGCCAUAUUUGAAUGUAUCUUAUAUAUUUCCACACUUCUGGUUAGUAGAUUAGUAUACUGUCAUAGUUCUGAUUUUAAAAUUCUUAUCAGAUAAAACUAAAACAUCAGUAGAAAUUUUAACCUUAUAAGGGCUUCAGGAUUUAGUCAGUACUCCACAUGUAUACAAGCUGUUACAUAGUAGUGAUCAAAAUCUUCAUGGAUCCUUUUAGAUACAUGGGCCAGACUGGUAUAAGACAGCAGAAUGCUGUCUAAUUAAAAAAUGCAAAUCUUUUCCAAUGUAUGAAGCUUAAAAUUUGUUUGGAAGCUUAUAAAUUUUUGUUUGAACUCCCUUUAUUUGUGCACUUAACUGUAAUUUAUGUAAUAUUUUCUGAUGUCUGAAUUCAAUUUUAAGGUAAUGAGUAUUAAUACAUUCUUUCCAGAAAGUGAAAGUAGGAUAUAUUAUAAUUUUGUGUAACUGGGACCUCAUCUUUCAGCCAGAACAAAAUUGCUUUUUCAAUAAGAUUCUCUCUGUUGAAGAGCUAGGCUACAGGUCUUCAUGGCUGCAGCUUUUAUUUCACUGAAGCAAAUUCUCACCGUGGCAAUUGCAGUUGUGACAUUUUGAAAAAGAACAUGGAAAUGGGUAAGAGAAAUAAAUAUAAUUUACCUGCUCUCAGUGUUCUUUGAAGGCAUUACUCUUUUACAUAUCAGGGUACAUAAAGGGUUCCACCUUUCUUGUAGAAAAUCUUUAUAGGUAGUUCAAUUUUUAUUAGAUGAGUUUGGACUGAAAACUUUUUCCAAUCUUUAUUACCAUAGGAAUUGCUGUCAAAUUUUUAUAGCAGAAUUGAUGUGCUAAAAACAGAAUGCACAUGCUUGGGAGGAACUCCUCUUAAUUUCUUACCUUUCUUGUGAAUUGGGUAGAAUAAAACCUUGUUGUAAUUAUGCAUGCCAAUAUGCAUAUUAAAAUAUCCUGCAAUAUGAGGAACUUAGUGGAGAAACUGGAUAUACCUGUCCAACUACUUAAAAAAAAAGGAUUAAAAAAAAAAAAAAAAAAAAAAGAGAAAGAAAAAAAAAAAGUGUAAAAUUUGAUAGCCUUGGGUCUUUGUUAAGAUCUAAAAAUAUCCUCUUACAUGACAACUUUUCCAAGACAGAAAUGUUUAAAAAUAUAUGGAAAAGUUAUGUAAACUUCCAUGACCAAAAUCUCCUUGUAAUCAGAGAUGUCAGUAGACUCUUGGCUUUACAGAGACAGGUAAUCAGACCCACUAAGCUCCAACAAACACACAGACUCCCUCCCAAUAGUUAUUGUAAAAUAGUUUGAGAUGUCUUUACAGAAAUGUAAAUUUAUUGUAUAGCAUAUUUAAAAGAGAUGUUUUGCACUCUACAAACAUGCUAUGCCUAGUCACAAACUGAACACAGAAUUAAAGAAAAGAGGAGUAAAAGGGGCCUCAAGAGGUCACUGAUACGUGGAGGAGCAGAUUCACUUUAAUGUCACUCUCAGAUGUUUUAGCUCAGUAGCUUGCAUGGAAUGCUCUUUGUAUUAUUUAAUCGCAGUCACAGCCAAGCCUAAACACAUUACCUGACAAAAUUGUAACCUGACAGUAUUUUGUUCAUACCUUUUAUUAUCUUCCUGUUCUGUUUGGGAAAUUAAAGGUUGUCAAGAAUCAUAUAAACUACCAUUUAGCAUUACUUGGAAAACACUUUGCAAUAAGCUUUGGUCAUAUCCCUAUUAUUAUAUUGUUUCUGUUAUGAUUAUCGAUGUAUGUAUUUGUUUUUUGAUAUAGUCAUGUUUGAAAGAGCAUGCAAGAGAGAAGAAAACAAAAUCAAUCAGGCUUCAGGAUUUUAUUUAGAAUAUUAAAAUGGGAUUUUAGGGGUGAAGCUGAGUUUGGAUUUUAUUGUCUUUAAUUGUGUCUGGGGAAUGUCUGGCUGAGCUAUUGGCAAUAUUGGGUUCCAAGACAAAUUUGGAAGAUUAAUAUCAAUAUGAAAGACAAGAGCAAAGGUCUCAAAGGACUGUAUUGAUAACAAAAAAAACCCUCUUAAUCACAUGGCUAUGUAGAUCAGAAUCAUCUAAAGAAAGGUGUUUUGCAAAUAGCCUGUGAGUGUGUACUUCUGGUGCUGAGAAUAGUUCUUUUGUCCACAAACUUCAAAACACUCUAUGAAAUUGAGAAAAUAAUAGUUCCAAUUUCUCAGGUAGUAAAACAGGAACACAACAAGUUAGAGACGUACCUCAAUGGAAGACAUUUUUCCAUAUGGAAAAUAUGUCACUUUGAUCACAGUCUGAUUUUAACUGAAAGAGAGAAAAUGUGUCCCUAUUUUGUGUAAGAAGGUCUUAUUGUCAAUUCACUCAUGCCUAGUCUCUCUAGAACACUUUAGCAUGGGACCUUUGCAAACCAGGAGUGAUCUGAUUUCCUGUGGAGUUAAAUAUGAAUGUACAUUUAAGGAUUUCUGCUGAGGAAAUGGCAAGAACGGUGAAUGUCCCCCAAAUGAAAUGCCUUCCUUCGCUGUCUGAUUGUUGGGAAAAAAAAAAAGUAGUUUAAAGGCCCCUCAAAAGGAAAUAUGCCCAGUAAAGAAUUCUGUCAGGGAUGAAACAAGAUACUUAUCUCCCAUUAAUAAUACAAGGAACAUGAACAUUUUGUUUAGAGGCUUGCUCGCGUGACCCCAAAUGAAAGUGCAAACCAGGUAAAUAAAAUUCCAUGUCCUGUAUUGCCUUGUUACUUUGGAUGAUCCUGUGUCAAAAGUCUGUAUUUAGAUUGACUUGGACAUUCCCUUCAGUCUGCAUUUCAGCUUUCAGUUGUGUAGGAUUUUUUUCCUAUCAGCUUUUGGGAUCUUAAUUUGUUUCCUUCAUAAGGGUCUGUUGGCACAAAACAGCAUUGACCCCUGUUGGAUUGCACAAUUUAUGAAGUGGUUUUGUUGUUAAAAAAUAACAACUUGUGCAGUGCUAGGUAAUGGUGAAGUUGAAACUUGGGUCAGAAGUUCCCACUAUUUUGUCACUACUCCUCCUGUGUUUUGUGUGUGUGAACAGCUUUGAUUGAUAAAAGACAUGUUAACUCUUGCAUGAUAUAAAUUUAAAAAUAGAAAAAAAAAAUGGGUUUCUGCAGUGAGUUCAAGAUGUGAAUUCAUCAGCUAUUGCUGUGGAAUCCAAAGGCGAGCGGACUGCACGCAGGUGAAAUAGAAAGACCUCCAAAUGAAGUUGCUGAUAGUUCCUUGUUGUAACACGUUUUCUUAAAAUGUGGCCAGAUGGUGGUCAGCCUGAUCUCUUCUCUCUGAAUCAGUGGCUUACAGUAAGUCCUCUCUAAUAAAGGUAUGACAAAGCUUCCUUUUGCAGAGAAUUCACUUCCAGGGAAUUGACAUAUCUGUCAAUUUGCAGUAGACAAAUAGUGGGAGUUAAUUAGGAUUUUUAUUUGAUAUGGAAAUGCUGCUGUGGUUCCUUAAAGAGGCUGUCACAUCACCAGCAACCAACUACAGUGCCUAAAGGCAGGCAUCUCAAAUCAGGUCCCUUGGUUGAUAAAAAUUUAAGAGUAGAAAAAAAUCAAGGGAAGAGAUGAUAGAAGAUGAUAAAAUGCAAUAAUUAAAAAAUCAAAACAGAAGCAAACUUGCAGUGGAAAGCUGCAUGAAUGACAAAAAUGAUGUGAUAGAAUCUGUAUUACACUUCCAGGAAAUUAAUUAGUAGCCUAUUAUGAGUGCACCCUCUACAUUAUGAGCAGAGUUUCCAUUUUUCUCAUGGUCUUCCAUGUAUGACCACAAUGGAGUUUCCCAAAUCUUUAGAAAGUGAGUUACCAUGUAAAAUGGUGGGUGCUGUAGCUGAGCUUGUGAACAUGAUUUAAGGGGUCAGAACAUGACAGCAGAGCCACACUUGUAGAUGGGUCCCAGGAAUAUGCUGUGUCCUGCCUGACUGAAGAAUUCAUGGAAGGAGAGAAUGAAAGGAGCCCUAUCGCUGUAAGGAAAGGUGGCAGGCCUAGGAGAAAACAACAUUAGGGAUUUGGAGUGAGCUGGUGAACCAUUUUAACAGUGAAGGAGGCUUUCACCUGCUCGGUAAUAGAAGAGAUGACUUACAAACCCCAUGACAUAUCUGUCACCCAGAAGGAGAGAUAACAUGUUUCUCACUUUCCCACACAAACUCAGUUUCAGUAUAUUUAAACCUGAUGCGUAUGCUAAACCUGAAGUGCCUCUGCUGCUGCUGUUUCCACAGCAGUUCCCAGGGUGUGGGUAUCAUGCAGCAUACAGGAGCUGGAAGAGUAGAGCCCCCCAGCCCAUCCAUAGGAAGAGAAGGGAGGGACGUGUUCUGCAAAACCCUGCUGCAGAGAAAAUUUUGUGGGAGAAUUCAGCGCUUGCUUGAGUUACAGCCCUGACACCAGUAUCAGUGCCUACUCUGUGGAAAGCUGUGAGUGGAAGUGGUGUGGGAAUCUCCCUUGAGAACCUCGGUGUCUUGUGCUAAUUAUGCAGCCUUCGAGCUGUAGCUGGUGAUCUGUGUCCCAUGUCUUUGAACAGUGCUGCUGGUGAUGUUAAUUGUAGCCAUUAGUCACCCAGAGCAGAGAUGAUUUAAAGGAAACUGACAACUUUAAGCAUUACACUUAAUGCCUAAGAAUAUUAAAUUGGUGAUUGUUACAAGUAAUGCCUAAGAUUAUGAUAACUUAAAGACUUCCAGGGGUUGGUUGCAUUGUAUCCUUGAUGGGACUUAGUGUAUAAUCACUUUCCUUUAAGUAUGGUUGUCCCUGAGGUUCAAGUGCAUCUUUGAUACAGCGAUGGUUGAAGGAAUUAAAUAGCAGAAAAUGUCAUUCUAAGGCUAUGAAUAUAUUCAGAGGGGCACAUUUAGAUUACCUGACACCCUUAAGAAAAAUGGUUUUGCAAUUUGCUGGUGUUCAACUCAAGAAUAAUGGCUCUUUUAAAUCAUUUGCUUCUCUAGCUCUUUCACCCUAUGGAUUGCUGUAUGAAAUGUGUUCUACAAAACAUUCCCAGAUUUCAUUUCUUCUCCUGCCCUCUUAUGUUUGCUUUAUUUUAUGAAUAACUGAAAAAACCUGUAAAAAAAACCCCGAAACAUUGAUAAUCUGCAGACUAGAUCUUGAGGACCAGUAUUUUAAAUAUUUCCCUUGUAUGAAUCUCUGGUUAACAGGGUGAGAUGGAAAAUGAGACCACGGCCAGCCACAUCAUAGAGGAAUACAAACCUGACUGUUGUCAUUCUUCACACAGGAACUACUGCCCUAACAUUUAAUCAACAACAUAUUAUGGAAGUACUCAUGUCCCAGUGAAGGCUGUGCACAAAUCAUGUUAACUCUGUUGAUUCUGCUCUGUUAUGAGAAUAAUGAUUAACAGCUAGUGAUGGUGACAUCUAAAAUUACAGAUUGGCAAUCUGUGCCUUAAGGCUCUUGUGAUCUGUAGUACUUGCAUAGCAGUAACUACUGAAUAAUGUUCUUUUUUGCAUGCAGUAAUCUACUUUGGAGCCUUAUGGAAAAUAUUAUAGCACCAUAUCAAAAUUCAAAAUUAAAUUACAGGAGUAGUUUAAAAGCAGUGCUUGUAUCCUCAGGAUAAAAUUUGUUUGUUUCUCAAUUUAGUACUGUUAGGACUCAGGGGGUCUGAGAUUUGUAAAGCCAGGACAAGUUUAUUAAUCAUGUUCUUUCUCUGUAAAAUUUCAGUAACUAUUCUCUUUUCACAACUUGUCAGUUUGAAUUUUAUUCUUGGACCUAGUGAAAUGGUUAAUUUUGGUCUGUUGUGUUCUAACCUAAAGUCUGAAGAUAAAGCAACUUUGUGAAACAUCACUCUAUAUAUUGUAUAUUUAAAUAUCAUCAGUUCUCCGUGAUCAAUAGGCUGCUUUGGAGAGUGCUACUACUUUAAAUCAUCAUUGGUUAUUGAGGAAGAAUGACAUUCUGUUAAAUAAAAUAUGACCAAAUUAAAAUUAAAAUACAUAUAUAUUUUCGUCUUUGUA